CCAUGACUACAUAAGGCAAAGAACAGACAAGCAAUCACGGAAUUCCAGGCCAAUUCUUCCUCCUCAGAUUAGACUUUCGUCUCGCGCGGUAGAAAAGCUCACUGCCGCCGUUUCAAGAAGGCUGUUUGGGAUCGCCUCAACGUCGUACCAAGAACCAUCCCGCCCACACCGCCGUCAACCGCGGCAAAAGCAGAUGGCGGUGAAGUGCUUCAACGAUUCAUGUUGUCGCAUCUAAGGGUCCAUCUAGUUCGUGAUGGUAUCCCUGAUCACCUGCAUUCCGGGUCAUGUUUCCACUAUAUGUCGAUCAAGAGUGGCAAUCAAUACCGAGGGGGACAUCAGAGGGGUCCAGAUUCACGGUGUCCCCGCUUCGGAAGACUUCCUAAAGGGGACGACGUUUUCCGCAGUGUAAAGACACAAAUUGACAAGACUCUGAAAGCUGCUGUUGGAUCAAGUAUUGCGAGAUUGAAAUUGUAUUCCGCGCUUCGCAAAGGAACUCACAGAGCGAGGAUGACGGCUUCGUGUUUUCGGUCGACCAUUGGCCGCCUAGUUGCUUUGGGCACGAUUUCUACGUUUGUGACUUUUCAGUAUAUUGUAGUCAAGUCGAAGCCCCAACUAAGCCCCUACGAAAUUAUCCUUCAACUCUUUUCUUGCAUCCUCCUGUGUAACUUCUUAGUCGUCGUUGCGCGGUGGGCUGACUAUGAACCCAUCCAGGGGCUCAAGAACAAUGGCCGAUUGCCAUCUAUCAACGUCAUUAUUCCGGCGUACAACGAGUCUGGGUUCGUGAGGAACUCAAUAAACUCCGUGUUGUCUUCAGAUUAUCCCAGAGACAAAGUCCACAUCAUCGUUGUGGAUGACGGCUCGACGGAUGAUACCUGGUCUCACAUACAACACGCACUUCCACCAAAGUCUUCGACUCUUUAUACAACAAUCCGGCAUGAGGUCAACCGUGGAAAACGCCAGGCUAUGGUCACGGCAUUCGAAGUGGCCAGCAACGAGAUACUCGUGACUCUGGAUUCCGACACUAUCCUCGACAAGCAUACUCUCCGGAACUUGGUCAGUCCCUUCGUCCUAGACAGCGACGUCGGAGGCGUCGCCGGCCACCUCUCCGUCUUCAACAUCCAAUCUCAAGGAUGGGACGGCUUCAUCCCUCGGAUCCUUGACUGCCUCUUUGAACAAAACGGCAACAUCCCGCGAGCGGCGCAGUCAAAACACGGGUUCGUCACCAUUCUCCCAGGCGCCAUCUCCGCAUUCCGCAGAGACGCCAUCCUGCCGCACACCAAGGCCCUCGUGGACACGAGAUUCCUCGGGCGUCCGAUGAGGCACGGCGAGGACGUCCAGCUCACGAUGGGACUCCUACGUGAUGGCUGGCGUCUCAAGUAUCAGAGCAAUGCUGUUGGCUACACAGUCGCGCCAGAGACCUUUUUGAAGGCUUUCCUCAUGUACGUUCGCUGGGAGAGGAGCAACCACACCUAUUGGGUGCUCGGGCUUGUUCGUCUAGCCUUUCGCGAUGCGGCGAGGUUCUUCACUCGAUGCUUUGCUCGCCGGUGUUCGAGCGAGCCCGAGCUACUGCUGCCUGAAGACCUGGAGAAACAUGGCGGCAGGAGAGAGGUGAAUGCCCGAACGCCGGACUAUCAUCCCAUGCUGAUGAUCUUCUGCGCGGGGUUUGCCAACUUUUCAUACCUGAGUAUUGUGAUCUCGUGGCUACGGGGCUUUUACUUCUCUCCGUGGGUUACAUUUAUGAAUCUGGGUUGUCUCGUCGUGUUUGCCACUUGGUUCAGUACUCUGUUGUUGGCGGAUGCUCUUCAUGAGAGCGAAGGUGAUAUGGCUGUCGAAGGAGACGUCAAAGAGUCGGACGAGACUCGCGUCCUAAGGACCGAGGGUUCGUACUCGAGAUUGAGGAAGAAACUGCAGUAUUCUUGUUUCUCUACAGUCGCCAACUUCACGUUUGUCUGUUGGGCUUCUGUAAUUGGAUUGCUCACACUGCGGAGUCAGAGUUGGUUGACAAGGUGAUGGCCGCUGUGGUAGUGGAUGCGACUUCUUAGACAGUUAAUCAAACAAUCUGCGCUCAUGCUAUACUUUCCGGGAAAAUGUUUACGAAAGCGUAUAGAGAUUUCUCUUGAAUCCAAAAGAGGAAAGAAGCCGAUCAAGCAGAUAACACUCUACCCGCCACUCAGUCUGAGAAAAGCAGCGGAGUCAGAAGACAGAACCAGAAUGUUUUGGCGCCCAUCCCCCUGCGAUUUCUCCAUCGACCAACGGCUUCGCCGUGUACGAGAACAUCGCAGUCUUCUGGUCUCAUGCAGUCCAAGCUGAAAAAUGCAAGUGACGGUUUCGGGUUCUCUCUCUUUACGGCAGGUAUUAGCAAGCAAGUCGGAGCGCCCAGCCACCGGCGUGGCAACGGACGUUACAUUGAACCCCUACACAGUAUGCCG
Messenger RNA from Colletotrichum acutatum, 2429 nucleotides. Its product is annotated as nucleotide-diphospho-sugar transferase. Gene Ontology annotation, biological process: extracellular matrix assembly; hyaluronan biosynthetic process. Bases 220 to 2010 code for a protein of 596 amino acids. Gene Ontology annotation, molecular function: hyaluronan synthase activity. Gene Ontology annotation, cellular component: plasma membrane. The transcript has a single exon. The record is from RefSeq and is a predicted model, not a curated record. NCBI's taxonomy places the organism in Eukaryota, Fungi, Ascomycota, Sordariomycetes, Glomerellales, Glomerellaceae.